Molecule: messenger RNA, 3633 nt
Organism: Bactrocera latifrons
Lineage: Eukaryota; Metazoa; Arthropoda; Insecta; Diptera; Tephritidae
Gene: Gyc88E
Product: soluble guanylate cyclase 88E
Exons: 9
Coding region: 1-3288 (1095 amino acids)
Biological process (GO): nitric oxide-cGMP-mediated signaling; response to oxygen levels; cGMP biosynthetic process
Cellular component (GO): guanylate cyclase complex, soluble
Molecular function (GO): oxygen sensor activity; heme binding; guanylate cyclase activity
Source: RefSeq, a predicted model, not a curated record
AUGUAUGGUUUAUUGCUGGAGAAUCUCUCCGAGUAUAUUAAAUCAGUGUAYGGCGAGGAGAAAUGGGAAGACAUACGACGUCAGGCUGGUAUCGACUCGCCAUCGUUUAGCGUACAUCAAGUCUACCCGGAAAAUAUGCUGAACAAGUUGGCGAAGAAGGCGCAACAGGUACUCGGCGUCUCCGAGCACGAGUUCAUGGAUCAAAUGGGUGUGUACUUUGUYGGCUUUGUUGGACAAUAUGGUUACGAUCGUGUGCUUUCGGUGCUUGGUCGGCAUAUGCGUGACUUUCUCAAUGGUCUCGAUAAUCUGCAUGAAUAUUUAAAAUUCUCAUAUCCACGCAUGCGAGCGCCAUCAUUUAUUUGCGAAAACGAGACGCGACAAGGACUCACAUUACACUAUCGCUCAAAGCGGCGUGGUUUCGUCUACUACACAAUGGGGCAAAUACGUGAAGUGGCGCGACAUUUUUACCACAAGGAGAUGCAUAUCGAACUAGUGCGCGAAGAGAUACUCUUCGACACCGUACAUGUGACAUUUCAAUUGACAUUUGAUAAUCGUGCAUUUACGCUUGCAUCGCUGGCGAUGACGCGCGAGGAGAAGCAUUUACCCAUUAGUGCACAUGUGCUCUUCGAGAUAUUCCCAUUUUGCAUUGUAUUCGGCGCUGAUAUGGUGGUACGCAGCAUUGGCAAUUCUCUGAUGGUCAUUCUACCCGACCUGCUGGGGCAAAAAAUUACCGCCUGGUUUGAUCUGGUGCGCCCUUUAAUUGCCUUCAAAUUCCAAACUAUUUUAAAUAGAACAAAUAACAUUUUUGAAUUGGUCACGGUUGAACCAGUUACCGAUCGCGUCGAUCUUCAACCCUCCACCGAAUUGCUGUUGCACGAUGACGGUUCCGAGCCUGAAAAGACGCUGCGUUUGAAAGGUCAAAUGGUCUACAUGGAGAAUUGGCGUAUGAUCAUGUUUCUGGGUACACCGGUUAUGCCUGAUCUCAACUCACUCAUAACAACAGGUCUCUACAUUAAUGAUUUGUCAAUGCAUGACUUCAGCAGAGAUCUCAUGUUGGCCGGCACACAGCAAUCAGUCGAACUCAAGUUAGCGCUCGAUCAAGAACAACAAAAAUCAAAGAAACUGGAGGAGUCCAUGCGCAAACUAGACGAAGAAAUGCGGCGCACAGACGAAUUGCUUUAUCAGAUGAUACCGAAACAGGUGGCUGAUCGUUUAAGACGCGGAGAAAAUCCCAUUGACACGUGUGAGAUGUUCGACUGUGUGUCUAUACUUUUUGCUGAUGUUGUUACCUUCACCGAAAUCUGCAGUCGCAUCACACCCAUGGAGGUGGUGUCCAUGUUAAAUGCAAUGUAUUCUAUAUUUGACACGCUAACCGAGAGAAAUAAUGUCUACAAAGUGGAAACUAUUGGUGAUGCUUACAUGGUAGUGUCGGGUGCGCCAGAAAAGUCCGUCAAUCAUGCGGAUAAAGUUUGUGAUAUGGCCUUAGAUAUGGUGGAUGCCAUCACUGAUCUGAAAGAUCCAUCGACGGGCCAACAUUUGCGCAUACGUGUGGGUGUGCAUUCCGGUGCGGUGGUUGCGGGCAUUGUUGGUUUAAAAAUGCCGCGAUAUUGUCUCUUCGGUGAUUCAGUGAAUACCGCAUCACGUAUGGAAUCCACGGGCUCUGCGAUGAAAGUUCACGUCUCCGAGCCGGCUAAGCAAUUUCUCAGCCCUUGUUACAAACUAACGGAACGCGGUGAAAUCGAUGUUAAAGGGAAGGGUCCAAUGAAGACAUAUUGGUUGGAAGAGCGUGAAAAUCGCAAAUCGUUACAAUUGCCACCCGAACUGUUCCAUCCAAUUUCAACAUUUACUGCAGCAACAGUAACGACUGCGACCUCAAUUCCGUCGACUGCAGCCUCUACAACCGACCGUCGUUUGAGUGUUUCGCAAACUUURAAAGCAAUUAUGCCAGCUGCCGCCCAACCGGUUAUCGGUUCGGUAGAGCGUAUGCAAUUGGCAAAUGCCACAAGUGCCAUGAUCAAUUCAAUGGAUGCRGCGAGCGCGGCAAGCACGACCUCACCACCCCAGAACAGUGCUGGAAAAGAGCGUGGACGUAUUUACUCACCAGUAACCUUCACAGAUAUAGCGCGUCGUAGCAUAGCAAAUUCGCCUGUGCGCAAUUCUUUCGGAAGCAAUGAAUGUGGUCGUGAAUCGCGUUCCAAUUCAAUGGGUCAUGUUUUUAUGCGWACACCUAGCGAUAUUUUUGGUUCGCUCAUAUUAGAUACCGAAGAAUUUUUAGAAGAUCUGCAAUACUCACGCAAUUCAUUGGUCAAUAGUGGCACCACUACAUCGGUUUGCCCCUAUAGUCCAACGCCCGCUUUUCGUAUAGGUAGCGCACCGUCCAAACCACGUCCCAAUAAUCCCGAUCAGUUUACACCCGAAGAGCUGGCUGCCAUGGAUCAGAUUACCCCACCGUCUACAGCACCACCACGAGAAACUGUCACAUGCAAAGUGGCUCCAACCACAUCGUCAGCGUCGUUGGAAAAAUCGAAGGCUAGAAAAAUCACAUUUUCACGUAGCCUAACUAUACCACAAGAACCAGUUGUUUUGCCAUCGCCACCACCUGCGCCACAGCAAUCACAGCAACCGCUAAAGGAGCAAUUAAAACAGCAAAAGCCACUGGCAACCAAUAUUUCAAACUCCACUGUAGCCUCCAUACCAGUGCCGAUCAUACCUAAGGCCACUGCAGUUGCGAUGCCGACAACGUCGACCGCAAAGACCAAGAUCACAAAUAACAACAUAUCAUUCGGCAGCAGUCGUACAUCAUCACGAGAAUCGCUGUCACCGUGUUCGCCACCGAUUCGUUCGAAUUCGGCACCACUACCUAUGUCCAAAGCAGCACGUAAAGCAUUCCUCGCUGCCAAGCAAACAAAAGCUAUUGAAAAGUUAGAUCGGAUGAUUGAGGAAGCAAAUGAAGUCGAUGURCAAAACAAACGCGCUAAUAUGCGACGCAUGGCUGCCUUUCGUGAUGAAGGUGGCGGCGAUGGAGGUGGUGGUUGUCCGCUAUUUUUGCCRCCACCACCAGGCCCGCAGAUGACGAACUCCAUGUCAGAUUCAGGAUUGGCGCAUCAUGGACACAACCACAAUUACUCGCAAAUGCAUUACGCCACCUGUCACCAUGCGCACGAGCCGAAAAUGUCAAACAGUCACAGUUUCAGUCAUACUCGUGGUACUGCGCAUCAGUGUUGUACAGGCUACAAUCACUCUAAUGGGCGGCAUCGAAUGCAUUCCAAUGCAUGUCAAUUGUUGUAAGGACCACAAAUAAACAAACMAUAGUAAGUUUACGCUAUUGUAAACUCAACGUUAUUCCUGCAGUUAUCACAAGCUGACUAAAWUAGAUACAUGACGGAAAGCAGAUACGAGAUAUGUCAAGGCAUGUCUAAAGGCGACAUCAGUGAUAUUAAUAGACAGCGGAUAUUAAUAAAUGUACUGGGAGCCAAUUAGCUGUACUGCGAGAGAUUAAAGAGGUAUUAAGUUACUUUAACAUCACUAAAUAAUAUUUCUGUAUGCAUGUGCUUAUAGGGUUAAUGAUGGUGCUAAAUGUAUUUUAGUAAAACCGCAAAAAAUCUCGAAGGAAUAAUAUUUGAUAUGUAUACG